This is a messenger RNA of Baudoinia panamericana UAMH 10762, 1581 nucleotides long. RefSeq lists its product as uncharacterized. Gene Ontology annotation, molecular function: monooxygenase activity; iron ion binding; oxidoreductase activity, acting on paired donors, with incorporation or reduction of molecular oxygen. The transcript is spliced from 2 exons. The coding region runs from base 1 to 1581 and encodes 526 amino acids. NCBI's taxonomy places the organism in Eukaryota, Fungi, Ascomycota, Dothideomycetes, Mycosphaerellales, Teratosphaeriaceae. The record is from RefSeq and is a predicted model, not a curated record.
AUGCUUCUCACCGAGGUCCUCGCUGCGCUACGUAUCUACUGGCCGUUGCUACUAGCUGCAUCCCUUCUCGUUCAUCUCCUUCGGAAUAAGUACAACAACGGUCUGAACAAAUACCCCGGCCACCCUGCAGCAGCGUAUACCAACUGGUGGCGGUUCUUCGAUGCCCUGAAUCGCAAAGCAGAGAGGACUCACAUCGAACUUCACCGGAAGCAUGGAGAUAUUGUCCGUUUAGGACCGAAUGUUCUCUCCUUCGCGGAUCCGCGAGCGAUCAAGACCAUCUAUGGCUUGAACAAGGGCAUGACGAAGUCCGACUUCUAUCCCGUGCAACAAGCGGUGGCCAAGGGCCAGCGGCUACCAUCACUGUUCAGUACCAAAGACGAAGAGUAUCACGCAAAGUAUCGGCGGUGUGUGAACAAUGCCUUCGCCAUGUCUUCGCUUGUGGGCUAUGAACCGCUUGUCGACUCUACCAUGGAUGCAUUCAUUCAGCAAACAGAGCAGAAGUACAGUAGCACUGGACGGACCUGCAACUUCUCCCGAUGGCUGCAGUUCUUUGCUUUCGAUGUGAUUGGCGACUUGACGUGGAGUAAGCGACUGGGCUUUGUUGACCGGGAUGAGGAUGUUGAUGGCAUCGUCAAAUUCGUUGGCGACUUCCUCAGCUACGCUGGACCGAUUGGACAGAUGCCCUUCCUUGACCUCCUUAUGCAGAAGAACCCAAUCUCUCUACAGCUGCAGAAAUGGGGUAUUAACAAAACCGUCUUCCCCGUCACCAAAUUCGCCCUUGCACAAUCAGCCGACCGAGCAGCAGAGAUGGAGAAGAUCAAGCAGAACGGCUCGAUGGACGAGAGGGCAGGUCGUGGCGUAGACUUGCUCAUGAAGUUCACCCAAGCCCAGCAUGAUCACCCCGACUUCAUGACGGACAGGCAAGUGCUUUCUUCCUGCACGAGCAUGAUCUUUGCGGGCUCCGAGACGACUGCCAUCAGCUUGAGCAGCGUCUUUUACCAUCUCGCAAAACACCCACGCGUCUACAAGAAACUGAUGGCGGAGUUGGAUGAGGCCGCACAGAAUGGCAGUAUCGGCGAGCGCGACCAUGAGAAAGUGUCCUGGACGGAGGCGCAGAAGCUGCCUUAUCUCGAUGCAGUCAUCCAGGAGAGCUUCCGCGUGCAUCCCGCCGCUGGCUUGAUCCUUGAGCGCGUGGUCCCACCCCAGGGCAUCGACAUCCUCGGCGAACGCAUUCCUGGCGGGACGAUCGUAGGCUGCAAUGCUUGGGUGCUGCACCGCCGUCCAGAAAUCUUUGGCAGCGAUGUCGAUACCUUCCGACCAGAACGUUGGCUUGAAGCGAAGCCGGAUCAGCUGCGGGAGAUGAAGGCGACGAUGUUCCAGUUCGGUGCGGGCGCGAGGACGUGUAUUGGCAAGAACAUUUCGCUGCUGGAGAUCUACAAGCUUGUGCCGACCUUCUUGCGGAAUUUUGAGGUGCAGCUUGAGAAGCCGGAUGCGGAGUGGAAGACGCAUAAUGGGUGGUUUGUGCGACAGCUUGACUUUAAUACGGUGUUCAAGAAGAGGUCGGUGCCACUUGCAGCAUGA